Messenger RNA from Cantharellus anzutake, 438 nucleotides. RefSeq lists its product as uncharacterized. The transcript has a single exon. The annotation marks the transcript as partial. Lineage: Eukaryota; Fungi; Basidiomycota; Agaricomycetes; Cantharellales; Hydnaceae. The record is from RefSeq and is a predicted model, not a curated record.
GCUAGCUAUCUAAACAGGGAAACCAUCAACCAUUCUAGUGAGCCUUGCGGUCUCUGUCUCAAGCCCAGCCCAAUGUGUCGGUUUGUUCUCCAGGUGCAAAAGGGAACAAUCGGUGUCGACUUCGCCAAGUCAACUUGUGCUAGGCUUGCCAAAUUCUCAUAUGGGCCUGCGAGCACCCCAUUCCAAGCCAACCCAUGUGGUAAUGUCCCAGUUAAAUGUUCCUACUGUCCAAAAGGAUCAAGUGCAGUUUGGAGAUACAAUCUGGAUGCUCACUAUCGUGCUAAGCAUUCCCCUGCGCUCCCUCUUACAGAGCUUGCAAUCACUAAUUUUGAAAUAGAAGGACUCAAGUUGCUCUGGGACAAUCGUCAUACAGCAAACUGCAUGGAAGUGAGGCGUCGGAAGCGGCAUAAGCCGCAUUUUGUGAUAUCCGAAGCUCAC